This is a messenger RNA of Medioppia subpectinata, 2024 nucleotides long. The record is from the annotation of a GenBank genome assembly. Lineage: Eukaryota; Metazoa; Arthropoda; Arachnida; Sarcoptiformes; Oppiidae.
CACAUCUUCCACCACUUAUAACCUUAUUCUAACCCGUGUUUACAUUAUUAUCAGCAUAUUCUUUAACUAGUCGUUUAGAUUAUUAUUAGUUAUUUUAUUAAAUAUUGUAAGUAUUCUUCACUAUAUUCUUCAUUUUUAUUAAAUAUCGUUAAUUUAAUUGUCAAGAAUUUUGUCGGAAUAUUCAUAAAAUUGUAUAUAAAAAGUGAAAGGAGUGAACAUUUUAUUGUGAGUUAAUAAACGGACGCCAAAUGUUUACUUUAAAUGUAUGAGUCCUAUGAAGUGAUGUGAAGAAAAACAUUGCAUUGGAUUCUGUUAUACGCUAUUCAUUCAUAUUAUUUCAAUUGUUUCUAAAAAUAACAUUCACUACAAAUUGAUAUAUUGCUAACAUUACGCGAAGAAAGUGCUAAAAGCUAUUAAAAAGCUCACAAUGGAUGACUUGAGGCUAUCGGAAAUGGCUUAUCUCAAUAUUCCCGAUCGGGAUAGAGAUAAGAGUCCAUCUCCAGCCGAUUCUAUGGCCUCUUCUGCCACAGAUCUUUCAACAUUACCCAUGAAUUUAGGACAACGAAGGGAUGAAUCGACCGGUUUAAACAGUCAUUUAGUGUUUGCGAUAUCUGCGGCGGCAUUGGGCUCAUCCUUCCAACACGGAUACAAUACGGGUGUUGUGAACGCACCGCAAGAAUUAGUACAAAAGUUUAUCUCCGAGGCUCACACCGAAAGGUUCCAUGACUUGAGUUUGAAUAUUACAUCCAAUACAACAUCAAGCGAUGUGAGCGGCGAUGCGGUCACUGUUAACCUAAUCUACUCUAUUAUGGUCUCAAUCUUCUGUAUCGGAGGAAUGAUUGGCGCUCUUCUCACCGGUUAUGUCGCCGAAAAGUUUGGUCGAAAGGGCGGUCUUCUCUGGAAUAACGUGUUUGUGUUUCUGGCGGCAGGACUUAUGGGCUUCUCGAAGAUGUGCCGCUCCUAUGAAAUGCUAAUAAUGGGCCGAUUCUUCAUUGGCUUUAACGCAGGUCUAAACGCUGGUUUGGCGCCAAUGUAUUUGACGGAAAUAUCACCGACACAUUUGAGAGGUGCCAUCGGAACUAUAUAUCAGUUGGUUAUCACAAUCUCUAUCCUCACUUCAAAUAUUUUGGGUUUACCUCAGAUAUUGGGAACUGCAGACAAAUGGCCCAUACUUUUUGCACUGACUUGGCUGAGGGGCACAAUUGAAGUGCACGACGAAAUGGAUGACAUGAGGGCUGAAUACGAAUCGAUGAAACUGGUGCCCAAAGUUACGCUUCACGAGCUCUGGUAUAACUCAAUGCUGAGACAACCGCUGUUCAUAUCACUGGUGGUAAUGUUGAGCCAACAGUUCUCUGGUAUAAAUGCCGUCAUAUUCUUCUCGACCGACAUCUUCGAGAGGGCGGGUUUGGAUAAAUCGGCCGCACUUUACGCCACUUUGGGAAUCGGAGUAAUCAAUGUAAUGAUGACAAUCGUUUCGCUCAUAUUGGUUGAAAAAUCCGGUCGAAAGACACUGUUGUUGACAGGUUUAGGCGGAAUGUUCUUCACGACAAUAGUGUUGACCUUCUGCUUAGCACUUAAGGAUAGUUUCGAGAUCUUGAGAUAUGUCAGUAUUUUAGCCGUCUAUAUGUUUGUUGUGAUGUUCGCGUCGGGUCCGGGAUCUAUACCGUGGUUUUUAGUGGCCGAGUUGUUUGGUGUCGGCGCCCGAGCGAUGGCCACAAGUAUUGCAGUGUCUGUGAACUGGACGGCAAACUUCAUAGUGGGUCUCGUCUUCUUACCACUUCAGGAAACAAUGGGAGGCUAUGUAUUUGUCAUAUUCUCAGUACUAUUGGCAUUGUUUUGGGUCUUUGUCUAUAAGAAAGUUCCGGAAACAAAGGGUAAAACUGUUGACGAAAUCGCCGCCGCUUUCAGACAAAAGGCCUAUCAAUAAAGCGAUCGAUUGAAUGGAAAAUAUUAUUUUGUAUAGCAUUUGACAUAUUCUAGAGAUAUAUAGCAAUAUAUUAUAACAUUUAUUUUGAUUGACAGCA